GAACUCAAAAAAUGGUCAAAAAACUGUCGUGAUUAAACAAUUUCAUCAUAUCUCAAGCGACGACAAAAAUAAAAAAGAAGUGGACAUGCUAUCGCUGGUCAAUCAUGAUAAUAUUGUAAAGUUAAUAGGUACUACAAAAGAUGAGAAUGAAAGAAUGGCCAUUGUAAUGGAAUACGCAGAGUGUGGCUCUCUUCAUAGCUUACUGCACAAUGAGGAAAAUAAGAACAUCAUUUUACCACAUACACUGCGUAUUAACUGGAUGCUGCAAUGUGCGGAGGCCAUUAAAUACCUUCAUGAACUCAGUCCGAAAAUUCUUCAUCGUGAUCUAAAACCACGUAAUCUACUGCUUUUCAAUAAUUGUCGAACAUUGAAAAUAUGUGAUUUUGGCACAGUUAAAAAGCUGGAGACCAUUAUGUCUUAUGUUGGAACUAUUUGUUAUAUGGCACCAGAGGUACGUACUCAAUUAAGUUUAAAAAGUAUUAUACUUAUUUAAAUU
Molecule: messenger RNA, 496 nt
Organism: Drosophila albomicans
Lineage: Eukaryota; Metazoa; Arthropoda; Insecta; Diptera; Drosophilidae
Product: putative mitogen-activated protein kinase kinase kinase 7-like
Exons: 2
Coding region: 86-493 (135 amino acids)
Biological process (GO): protein phosphorylation; positive regulation of canonical NF-kappaB signal transduction; JNK cascade
Molecular function (GO): magnesium ion binding; ATP binding; MAP kinase kinase kinase activity
Source: RefSeq, a predicted model, not a curated record